AUGUUCAAAUCUCCAUCAGAUAUCCAAAUUACUUCGCGUCUAAUUCCGAAAUGGAAACGAAUUCCUAACACAUCCAUUCAGUCCAAGCCUCUCAUGGUUUAUCACGGAGCGUUUGACGCGACCCCCGACGAACUGACAGCGCAUCUUGAGGAGGUCGGUGAAGUCGUGCCACAAUGGGUCUAUAGCAUGUACAGCCAAACACACUUCCAUUCCACCACUCAUGAAGUCCUGGGGGUUGUGUCAGGACGCGCGCGCCUCUGCUUUGGUGGAGAUGAGAAUCCCAAACGCUUUGAGCCCACGGUUCAGAGAGGUGAUUUUAUUAUCGUCCCCGCUGGAGUAGGCCACCGGUUGCUGGAAGAGCUGGACGCAGGCGAAGAGCGGUUCAAAAUGGUCGGAUCAUACCCAUAUCAGAAGGAGUGGGACAUGUGUUAUGGACAACCGGGCGAGGAAGCAAAGGUCAAAGGCAUUCAAUGGUUGCGUUGGUUCCGCCAGGAUCCUUUCUUUGGGGCCGAUGGCCCUGCGCUGCAUGUCUAA
Messenger RNA from Aspergillus wentii DTO 134E9, 534 nucleotides. RefSeq names its product cupin domain-containing protein. Lineage: Eukaryota; Fungi; Ascomycota; Eurotiomycetes; Eurotiales; Aspergillaceae. The record is from RefSeq and is a predicted model, not a curated record. The transcript has a single exon. Bases 1 to 534 code for a protein of 177 amino acids.